Planococcus citri (citrus mealybug) is the source of this 1849-nucleotide messenger RNA. RefSeq lists its product as uncharacterized. Gene Ontology annotation, cellular component: nucleus. The transcript is spliced from 4 exons. Gene Ontology annotation, molecular function: DNA binding. The coding region runs from base 232 to 1617 and encodes 461 amino acids. NCBI's taxonomy places the organism in Eukaryota, Metazoa, Arthropoda, Insecta, Hemiptera, Pseudococcidae. The record is from RefSeq and is a predicted model, not a curated record.
ACUUGGCUAGAAAGUAUAGUACAGAGUUCAGUUUUACAUUCUUAACUGAUAAGAAUAAGAAAUCGCUACUUCGCUAGUGCACUUUGCAGAGUUGAUUUGAGAGAUGUUUUCUUCUUUCGUCUAUAACAUGAGUGAAAAGUGUUAAAUUUUAUCCUUGUAAUGGUAAUAUAUGUUGUGUGAUCAUUCAAAUUACAUCACUUGUGGUAGCUGUUACCGAACGAAUACUUUGAAAUGACGAAGCGAGCUGCUUGGUCGGAGGAAGAGCUACGUGCAGCGUUAGACGAAAUAAAGGAAGGAAGUAGUAUACGUACUGCAGCCAUAAGACACAAUGUUCCGCGUAGUACAGUAAGGAAUCAUUUGAAGACAGGAGUAACAAAAAAGCGUAUGGGUAGAACACGUGUCUUGCAAAUGUAUCACGAAGAACAAUUGGUAUCAAGAAUUGUUCGUUUUGCUCAGACUGGAAUGUCGAUAACCAAUAACGUUAUAACAAGGAGCGUUUUUACUUUCUGCAAAGAAAACUAUAUCGAUAAUCCUUUCAAUAAAGACGUGGCUAAAGCCGGAAGAAAAUGGUUGAGAGACUUUCUGGACAGAAAUCCUGGCAUUGUUCCUAGAAAAGCUGUACCUUCAGUUUCAGCUGAAUCUGCGAAGAAAUUGAAUCGGGUAAUUGUACACGAUUACUUCGAAAGAUUGAAUGCAGCAAUGACUAAACUCGAUGUUCAUGAUAAGCCAGAAUGUGUCUAUAACUUGGACGUAAUGGACUGUCGAUUGACGCUACAUUGUCCUGCGAACAUUCCUCCUAAAGUACGUAAACUUGCCAAUUUACCUAGUAGCGGACAAGCGGAACAUUUGGUACUCAUCAACUGUGGAAACGCCUGCGGACAGAGCAUCCCUCCCUACGUACUAGUGAAGCAUAGACGUUAUCGUCCGAAAGACGAAUGGACUACGAAUUUACCCGCCGGAACGAAGUUUUGUGUGGCGCCGGACGGACGUAUGACCACUGAAGUAUUUGCCAGAUGGCUUCAGCAUUUUUCCAACCAUAGAGCCAACCAGCAAGGACCAGCUCUACUCAUUUUCGACAGUACGUUCUGCCAACUUGACGCUUGUAUCAUGACUGAGGCUGCUAAACAUAACUUAACGCUGAUAAGUUUACCAAUUAACUGUACGCGUGAUCUCCAACCUUUGCGCCAAGGAUUUUUUAACUCUUUUGAAAGUCUUUGGGACGCUAAUAUCUUGAAAUUCGCCGAAGAAAAUCCCGGUGUAAAAGUAACCUUGGCGAAUUUCAGCUCCAUUUUUAAACAUGUAUGGCAGGAAAGCAUGACGAUCUCAAAUUUGACCGAUGCAUUCGAAGAUACCGGUAUUUUUCCUUUUGAUGAGUCAGCCAUUCCGGAUGAAGCAUACAUUCCUGCACAUCUUACCGCCGAUACGGAUUUAGGUCCUCCUAUUGUAGACUGUCGUAUUCCUUUUGUAGACUGUAAUUCUCCUUUGGAAGACGACGAUGUUCCUUUUUCAGACGACUGCAGUGGUUCUUUCGUAAAUUCGACUGAUUAUUAUGAUACCAGUUGUUUUUCUCUAGAUCGUUUAUUAGAGCUUAUUUACAACGAUCAUACGUAUUCAUAGUUUGUUGUGCUACGCUUGCACACAAUAUCUCUUCUUUUCUUCGUUUUUUUCGAUGUUGUUCAAGUACAUACAUACCUACUGUUGAACUUUCCUAAAGAAAAUGAGUAAGAUGAUUUCAUUUUUGUUAAUUUUUAGUGAUUAAGGAAUUAAUAAUUUCAAAAAAUGUAUGUACAUACUCGUAUUUUCGCAGUCUCAUGUUUUUUUUUACCUAUUGUGAUAAUAAACACGUUUU